This is a messenger RNA of Tetrahymena thermophila SB210, 1716 nucleotides long. Its product is annotated as Serine/Threonine kinase domain protein. Gene Ontology annotation, cellular component: cytoplasm; autophagosome. Gene Ontology annotation, molecular function: protein serine/threonine kinase activity; ATP binding. NCBI's taxonomy places the organism in Eukaryota, Ciliophora, Oligohymenophorea, Hymenostomatida, Tetrahymenidae. The record is from RefSeq and is a predicted model, not a curated record. The transcript is spliced from 2 exons. Gene Ontology annotation, biological process: peptidyl-serine phosphorylation; autophagy; protein autophosphorylation.
AUGAAUAAAGAAGUUAACAUUCUUUUACUAAGAGGCUAUUCUAAUAUAGAGCUAAUAGGUUAAGGGGCCAUUAGUUAAGUAUUUAAAGCAACAAAAGAAAAUAAAAUUUUUGCAGUAAAGAUUCUGACUAGCAAGACAAUAGGUGGAAAUUAAAACCGUUAUUGGAAAAAUGAGAUAGAAAUAAUUACUUAAUUGUAAAAAAAUUUAAAAGCUUCUCCAUGCCCAUACAUUACCUAAAUAUAUGAUGUAUUUUAAGAAAAUGAAUCCGCAUUUAUAGUCAAUGAAUACUGCGAUUAAGGAGAUUUGUACAACUUUAUUUAAAAGUGCCAUCAACAUUUAAAUCAUUUUUCACUUGCUAUCAUGAUGAAGCAACUAAUAGAAGGUAUAAUAUACCUUCAUGAAAGGAAAAUCAUACACAGAGAUCUUAAACCAGAAAAUAUUUUGGUAGCUUACUAGGAUAAUGUUUAUGUCCUUAAGAUUACAGAUUUCGGAAUCUCCUCUCAAGAUGAGCUUACUAAAUCUUAAGUAGGAACUGUUAACUAUAUGGCUCCUGAAAUCAUUAGAAGUUAAUAAUAUGAUAAAUCAGUAGAUAUUUGGAGCUUUGGAUGUAUAGCCUAUGAAAUAAUUACUAACGAGUAGCUAUUUUAGGCUUAAAGUCAAUUCGAAGUUGCAAGAAAAAUAAUAAAUUUUCAAUAUUAAUCCAAACACUUUAUUAAUUAAGAUCUUUUUGAGAUCAUCGAGUAAUGUUUGCAAGUUGACUAAAAUAAAAGAAUUACCUCAGACGCUAUUUUAGAUAAGCUUAACAAUAUAAUCAAUAAAUAUAUGUAAAUACCUCAAUAAAUAGAUGAGGAAAAUAGAAGUUAGAGUAUUGAAGAAUAUUCAGAUGAUGAUAAUAAUAGCGAAGGUGAUGCAUUCAAAAGCUAAAUUGAUAAUAGAUAAUAAAGAAACCAAUCUAUUAACCAAACCUAACAAAGCAUUAAACCAAAUAAUCUGCAAUCAAAUAUUACUUCUAUAUGUCCUGAAGAAGCUAUAGAAGAUUUAAAAUCAUCAGUAAAAUCUAUUAGAUUGCAGCAAAAGGAAGAAAAUAUUUUAUCAUUGCUAAAAUAAAUUAACAUAUAAGAUAAAUAAUUAGAAAAAGGAACUUAUUAUUAUAUUCUGUACUAAAAUGAGCUGUAAAAUACUGACAAAUAGAUAUUGUAAAUAUUUAUUUUCUUAAUCUACACCUUAAUAGAAGGCGGUUUGGUUAACCUUAAAGAAUUUAGUAGUGGUCUCAACUUAACUCAAAGCAGCGAAGAAAUUGAACUAUAAAAAUUACUAAAUUUUUGUUUGGUAAACUGUAUAUUCUAGGAGAAUUAAACUUAAAAUAGAUUUUAAUAUCUUAUCAAAGAUUUGCUAAGAAAAAAAGUUCUAUAAUAGGCAUUUUAGAAUAUUUGUAAAAAAAAGUCAGAAUAAAUUUUAGAGCUCUUUAAAAAAUAGGAUUAAAUAAGUUAUGAAACCUUUAAGAAAAACUUAACAGAGUUAAUUCCACGUUCUAAAAUUAGUUAAUGCUUCUAUUCUGUAAUCAAUAACAAGACUUUUUAAAUUUGUGGAGUAUUUUCAUUUACAAUACUAAGUUUUUAUUUGAUUUAUAAGUACUACCCUAAAAAUGUUAAUUAGAAAUUUCUUGGUUUCAAAAAUAACGAGUAAUUGCAAAACAAUUAAUAAAGUUAACGUUGA